AUGACGGAGGAUUGGUACAGGACACAGGACAGUGUACAGCAGGCAUUGACUGGUCUUCAGAGUUUCAUUAACCAGGGUAGGCAGGAGGUUAGCAAGAGCUUAAAGAGCCAGGAAGACAUCGCAGUUACCGAGAGGCUAGCUAGCGCAAUUACAGUAGGAUCGAUCUUUCUAGCCGACCAGAUAGAAGCUGGCGGUCAUGUUCUGACGCAGAAUAUUAGCAAGAAGGGCGCGGUUUGGAGGGAGAGGAGCAGAUUGAAGAAGGAGGUCAGGAUUGCUCCUGCUCUUCUAGGGGGUGUGACCACGGCUGCAAAUUGGAGUGGCAAGAUUGAGGACGUUGCGGAAGGGUUCAAGGGUCACGUGCAAGGGGUGAAGAAGGCCGUGGCGGCAAACAUUGGAAGAGUGGCUCAGGAGACGGGCCACACAGAGAGGCUUCCUCGCGAGAUCGUUGGUCUCGGCUCCAUGACCGUCGCCUCUUUCGACGCCUUCGCGCGUGUGCGGGAUGCGGCCGAAGAUGCGGCUCGAGAGGUCCUGACUGAGGGCAGUACUGUGGCGUCUGACGUCGUCGCUCUCAGGUAUGGCCAGCAGGCUGGCGCUCUGGCGAAGGAGUGCUUCGAAGGAGUGGGAAACAUAGUGGAUGCUGCGAUUGCUGUUGAUAAUGUGAUCUGGAAGCUACAGCCCGAGGUCUUCGCCAUCUCCUUCACAAAGAAGACGAUGAGGCACGUGGUUGGAAGCCAUCUUGCUAGGAUCUGUGCUGAAGAAUACGACUGCUUUGCUAUUGGAUCCACCUAGUGUAGACAAUACCACACUGUAGUUGCAUCAAAAGUGUAGUUGCAUUAGUUCAAGUUGAAAGUCUAGGUUUACUUUCGAGUAUGUUCGUCGAUAGGAGUGCGUUUGUAGCUAGUCAGUAGAGAGCGAGAGAAUUUGGAACACCUUGGAGAUUCUUCAGUUGGCCCAAGUUUACCGUACUAAGAACGACACGUAUGGCACGUGACAAGCCUGGGAGAUUGGCGCAAUGCUUUUACUAAGAUUUCUCUAUGUUAUGGAU
Klebsormidium nitens is the source of this 1045-nucleotide messenger RNA. The record is from the annotation of a GenBank genome assembly. Lineage: Eukaryota; Viridiplantae; Streptophyta; Klebsormidiophyceae; Klebsormidiales; Klebsormidiaceae.